This is a messenger RNA of Thunnus maccoyii (southern bluefin tuna), 2399 nucleotides long. It is a transcript of the gene retsat.2, whose product is annotated as retinol saturase, tandem duplicate 2. Gene Ontology annotation, molecular function: GDP-dissociation inhibitor activity; all-trans-retinol 13,14-reductase activity. Gene Ontology annotation, biological process: small GTPase-mediated signal transduction. The transcript has 11 exons. NCBI's taxonomy places the organism in Eukaryota, Metazoa, Chordata, Actinopteri, Scombriformes, Scombridae. The record is from RefSeq and is a predicted model, not a curated record. Bases 59 to 1891 code for a protein of 610 amino acids.
CGGAAGUGAAAGCACACUGAACGGAGCAGUUGACAUUAGGUCGAUACACACAGUAACCAUGUGGAUUAGUGUGGCGAUUAUUUGUGUGGCUUUGGUCAUAUUUAUAUUGAAAUAUGUCUUCGGCAGCUCCGGGCCCAAUCCGUUUGAGACGGACACCCGUGAACCGCUGAAAAAAAUGGUUCACGACAUGAAAGAGAAGAAAAAAGUGCUGAAACAAGGUUUUCUGGAAAGUAAAGUACCUGAAAACCUGGAUGCCAUCAUCAUCGGCAGUGGGAUUGGUGGGCUUGGACUUGCGGUGCUUCUGGCCAAAGUUGGAAAGAAAGUCCUGGUUCUGGAGCAGCAUGAUCGGGCCGGAGGAUGCUGCCACACCUUCACUGAGAAGGGCUUUGAGUUUGAUGUUGGAAUCCACUACAUCGGCGACCUGUUGGAGCACAAGCCGUUCCGCUGCAUGCUGGACCAGAUGACCAAUGGACAGCUGCAGUGGGAGCCUCUGGAAAAUCCGUUUGACCAGGUUGUACUGGGACCGCCAGAAAACCGCCGUCAGUACCCCAUCUACAGCGGCAGGAACCGUUUCCCCGAUGAGCUGAAGAAGUGCUUCCCUGGAGAGGAGAAGGCCAUUGAUGAGUACAUGAAGCUGGUCAAGAAAGCCGGACGAGGCAUUUGGCUCCUCGCUGUGCUGAAGCUCUGCCCCGUCCCCUUGGCUAAGUUCCUGGUCUACACCGGCUUAGUCAAACAUCUGUCUUUCUUCUUCAAAAUUGCCCCUCGCAGCCUGACAGAAGUGGUCAAUGAACUAACAGAGAACAAGGACCUCAGGGCUGUCUUCACCUACAUCUUUGGCACCUACGGUAACAUGCCAAAAGACUCCAGUUUUGCCAUGCACAGUUUGCUGGUCACUCACUACCUGAAUGGGGCCUGGUACCCUAAAGGCGGAGCCAGUGAAAUUGCCUACCACAUGAUCCCCAUUAUCGAGAAGGCGGGGGGUGCUGUUCUAGUUCGCGCCCCUGUCAACCGUAUCUUGUUCAAUGACGCCAAGGAAGCUUAUGGUGUGAGUGUUAUGAAAGGUCAAGAGGAAAUACACAUCCGUGCCCCUAUGGUCAUCUCUAACGCUGGCAUCUUCAACACCUACCAGAAGCUGCUGCCCACAGAACUCCAGGCCAUGCCAGCUAUCCAGAAGCAGCUGAACUUGAUGAAGAACGGUGAAGGUGGCCUGAGUAUCUUCCUGGGCCUGGAUGGAACAAAGGAGGAACUGGGCCUGAAAGCUGACAACUACUGGAUCUUUACCGAGAACAAUUUUGAUGAGCUAGUGGAAAAUUAUAUAAAUGGAAAGAGGGAAGAGUCUGCUAAAAGUGUGCCUCUCCUGUUCGUCGCUUCUCCAUCAGCUAAGGAUUCAACCUGGCAGGAAAGAUCACCAGGCAAGUCCACCUUGAGUCUGGUCAGUUUUGCCAAGUACGAGUGGUUCGAGGAUUGGAAGGAUGGCAAAGUGACAAACAGAGGGCCUGACUACAAAGAGCUGAAACAGAUUUUCAUUGACUCUAUUGUGGAUGUGGUCAUGGAUGUUUUCCCCAAGAUCACCAGAGACAAGAUUGAGUACAUCGACGCUGGAACCCCCAUCACAAACACGCACUACAUCGGAGCCCCCAAAGGUGAGAUCUAUGGAGCGGAUCACGGCAUCGCCCGGUUCAGCCCUGAACUCAACGCUACAGUGAGACCUCAGACUCCGUUGAAGAACCUCUACCUGACAGGUCAGGAUGUGUUUGUAUGCGGCUUCGCUGGCGCCCUGGCCGGAGCCCUCACCUGCGGCUCGGUCAUUCUCAACCGCAACCUCCAUCUGGAUGCCAUCGCCUUGGCGAAGAAAAUGAGAUUUGUUAACAGCAAAUUGAAAGGGGAGUAGAUGCAUGCAUACAGUAAUAUGCAAUAAUAUUUAAAACACUGCGUUAGGAGGCUUUAAGUGGCUCAGCACAAAGAGCGCCUUGUGGUGGUUUAAUGCACACAUCUCAUCUAAAAAAAUUUAAAAAUGCCAAAGUGGAAAGAUUAAUUUUACACACCAACACUGUCUCUAUUUUGAAAUAUGCAUACCUACACUAAUUCAUGUUUGCCUACUUGAGGUUUGGUGAAAUAGGGGUAACAUAAGAUGUGGGAUGUUACAUGUCUGAGUAAUGAGGCUGCUGAGGUUUAAGUAGUCAACCUGUACUUAUCCAAACUAACGUGACCUCAACUGUUGAUGUAAAUGCUUUUGUAAAAAUUCACAUUCACCAUGUGUGCCAUUUUAUCCCAAACAUCUAAGUCUGUGCCUAAUUAUGCUAUGUGUUUGGUUUACUGAUAAUGUAGUAACAGGUUUUAAAGGCUGCUUCCUUUUUAUAUUAAAACAUACGAACAAAAAAUUGGUUGCUGUUUGGUCU